UUUCUUUAGUUACAUGUUCGACGAGCCCUCAUCCUACCUGGAUGUCAAGCAACGUUUGAAUGCUGCUAGGACCAUCCGCUCGUUGCUCAAGCCCACCUGCUUUGUCAUUGUCGUCGAGCACGAUUUGUCCGUUCUGGAUUACCUGUCCGAUUUCAUUUGCGUACUCUAUGGUGUCCCCUCGGUUUACGGCGUUGUUACUCUUCCCUUCUCGGUCCGUGAAGGUAUCAACAUUUUCUUGGACGGAAAGGUCCCCACUGAGAACUUGCGUUUCCGUGACGAAUCUUUGACCUUCCGCCUUGCUGAGACUGCUGACGAGCUCCAGGACAUGCAGAACCACCGCCGCUAUAAGUAUCCAACCAUGACCAAGACCCUGGGCGACUUCAAGCUGAACGUUGAGACCGGUCAGUUCACGGAUUCGGAGAUCAUUGUUAUGUUAGGAGAGAACGGUACCGGAAAGACCACUUUUAUCCGCCUCUUGGCCGGUAUCUUGAAACCCGAUGGCGAGCAGUACGUCCCCGAGCUCAAUGUUUCUUACAAGCCCCAGAAGAUCGCUCCCAAGUUUCAGGGCACCGUCCGUAUGCUGUUCUUGAAGAAGAUUAAGGCUGCGUUUAUGCAUCCUCAAUUCAACACCGAUGUCCUCAAGCCCCUUCAGACCGAAGCCAUUAUCGAUAACGAAGUCGGCAACCUGUCAGGAGGAGAAUUGCAGCGUGUUGCCAUUUGCUUGGCUCUCGGUGCCCCCGCUGAUAUCUACCUAAUUGAUGAGCCCUCGGCUUAUUUGGAUUCCGAACAGCGUAUUAUCGCCGCCAAGGUCAUCAAGCGCUUCAUUCUUCACGCCAAGAAGACUGCCUUUAUCGUUGAGCACGAUUUUAUCAUGGCUACGUACUUGGCUGACCGUGUGGUUGUUUACACCGGUAUUCCCUCCGUCGAGGCCACAGCUGGUACUCCUCAGAGCUUGUUGACUGGUAUGAAUAAGUUCUUGUCGUCGCUCGAGAUCACCUUCCGCAGAGAUCCCACCAACUACCGUCCCAGAAUCAACAAGAUGGAGUCUGUCAAGGAUAAGGAACAGAAGGCAUCUGGAAACUACUUUUUCUUGGAGGACUAAAUGCGUGUCCAGGCUGAGAGACUGUUCCUGGGGAUGCGCUUGCGUUGGAGAAGUAGAUGAUGGUGCCGUGCAAGCAGGGCU
Molecule: messenger RNA, 1183 nt
Organism: Gamsiella multidivaricata
Lineage: Eukaryota; Fungi; Mortierellomycota; Mortierellomycetes; Mortierellales; Mortierellaceae
Product: P-loop containing nucleoside triphosphate hydrolase protein
Exons: 2
Coding region: 14-1102 (362 amino acids)
Biological process (GO): translational initiation; ribosomal subunit export from nucleus; translational termination
Molecular function (GO): ATP hydrolysis activity; ribosomal small subunit binding; iron ion binding
Source: RefSeq, a predicted model, not a curated record